Messenger RNA from Triticum urartu, 1747 nucleotides. RefSeq names its product ZIP metal ion transporter family (gene IAR1). Gene Ontology annotation, biological process: intracellular zinc ion homeostasis; zinc ion transmembrane transport. The record is from RefSeq and is a predicted model, not a curated record. Gene Ontology annotation, molecular function: zinc ion transmembrane transporter activity. Gene Ontology annotation, cellular component: membrane. Lineage: Eukaryota; Viridiplantae; Streptophyta; Magnoliopsida; Poales; Poaceae.
AAAGGCCCAAGCAGCGGCAAAAGAGAAGCCUCCGCGAGGCCCCAACGCUCUCUCUGGUCGCAAUGCUCUGCCGUCUCCUCUCCCUGCUGCUCCUGGCCGCCCUCCUCGCCGCCGCGGCUGGGCACGGGGAUUCCUCCGCGUCCUCAUGCCCCUUCCACGGCGGCCACGACGAGGAGCCCCACGAGCACCAUGACCACGGGCACAGCUGCGGGGGCGCCCUCGACGAUUCCAAUCACGAGCACCACCACCACCACAGCCACCAUCACCGCGACGAGAUCCAGCGGCUGCUUCCCGAGGAACUGGCCGAGGAGGCGGAUCUCGAGCUCGAGGGCUUCGACCACGACCACCAUCACCACCAUGAUCACCACCACGACCACAUCCACCGCGAUUUCCAGCCAGAGUCAACACCCAUGGGCGUGUGGCUGAGAGCGAUGGGGUGCUCGCUGCUGGUUAGCAUGGCGUCGCUCGUCUGCCUCAUCCUCCUCCCAGUAAUCUUGUUUCAGGGGAAACCGUCGAAGGCCGUUGUGGAUGCACUUGCAGUGUUUGGGGCAGGCGCAAUGCUUGGAGAUUCAUUCCUUCAUCAACUGCCUCAUGCUUUUGGUGGAGGGCACUCUCAUUCACACAAUCAUGAGGAUCAUGAUCAUGCUCAUGAGCAGUCACAUGCACACUCCCUGAAAGAUCUUUCUGUUGGCUUGUCUAUUUUAUUUGGAAUUGUAUUGUUCUUUAUUGUCGAGAAGAUUGUGAGGUACGUUGAGGACAAUUCUCAAAGGGGGGGUCAUAGCCAUGGGCACCAUCAUCACCAUCAUAAGCGACAAGACAUUAGUGAUAAGGCCAAGUCGGGUCACAUAAAAAGUGACGAUGAGGGUAAAGACACAGAUCAAGUGCAACAAAAUUCUUUGCAUGAUGGCGCAACUGGAAAAAUGAUAGAUGCUGAAAAUGAGCAAGAGUCAAAUGCUACUAAGGAAGCCGUUUUAGGAUCACAGAGAUCAGGUUUGGACGUGGUGCCUGGUGCCACCGACAGAGAGCCUAUCAAUUCUGAAACUAAUCCUGCCCCUGGCAAAACAUUAUCGAGUGAAGAUCCCUCUGUUUCAAACUCCAACCUCGUGUUUGGCUACCUCAAUCUUUUCUCAGAUGGUGUUCAUAACUUCACUGAUGGGAUGGCUCUUGGAAGUGCUUUUCUGCUACAUGGUUCUGUUGGAGGAUGGUCUAGAACUUUAUUUCUGCUCGCUCAUGAACUUCCUCAAGAGAUUGGGGAUUUUGGGAUUCUGGUUCGCUCAGGAUUCACCGUAACUAAAGCCCUGUUUUUCAACUUUCUCUCUGCGCUGGUUGCUCUGGGUGGGACAGCACUGGCACUGUCGUUGGGAACGGAUCCAGGACAUUCCUCUUUGAUUGAGGGAUUUACUGCUGGUGGUUUUAUUUACAUUGCUGUUGCCGGAGUUCUCCCACAGAUGCACGAUCAGAAAACUACGCCAAGCAACUCGAUGUGUCAGUUGAUUUUCCUGACAAUGGGAAUGCUGGUCGCUCUUGGCAUAUCUUUGGUAGAAUGAUUUGGGCAUCCACUUCUCUGUAGCUUUAGCGCUGAGAUGCACUUACAUUAUAGUCUGGUGAAAUUUUCAACUACAGCCGAGAAUAUGAUUUCUGUCGAUAUUGUGGCUCAAAAAAAUAGCAGAACUUUGUUGCCGACUAAAUUAACUUCACUUGCAUCACUAGUAUCAUCGAUAAUUUAAUAUAGGCCUUGUAAACUUUA